Prunus avium (sweet cherry) is the source of this 677-nucleotide messenger RNA. RefSeq names its product drought-induced 21 (gene DI21). Lineage: Eukaryota; Viridiplantae; Streptophyta; Magnoliopsida; Rosales; Rosaceae. Gene Ontology annotation, cellular component: mitochondrion. Gene Ontology annotation, biological process: response to stress. The record is from RefSeq and is a predicted model, not a curated record.
CUAACCCUAACCCUUCUCUUCGCCGCCACCCCAAAGAGAGCCCACGAACUGAAGAAGGGAGAGGAACAUCACCUCUCUUUCCCUUUCUCCUUCGUUCUCAUGGCUUCUCUGUUAUACACCAAAUCAAAUCCACUGGCUUCCUUUCUCCCCAAAACUAAGUUCCUUAUUCAACGGCGUUGUUAUGCAGCCGCGUCACACGGGCCGGUGCCAGCUGGAUUGGGUAGGGGAGGGUCCAGGAGCUCUAUGGUGGAAGAGCGGGUCGUGAAUGCUAUGAAAGAAGAAUCUGGGCUUGGCUCUUCAUCUGCGUGGGCCCCAGAUCCCCGAACUGGAUAUUACAGGCCCGCCAAUUGUGCGGACGAGAUUGACCCGGUGGAGCUCCGAGAAAUGCUAUUGGGACACAGAACAAAGUGAGCCCAAGCCCACAACAGUGACUAGCAGAACAAGUGAUAUGUGUAGGACUUGGAUGUAUCAUUACGAGAUCAUUGUGGUGUCCUUGGCAUUAAGGAUUUUUAAUUAAUUAUUAAUCCUGAUUAUGUGAGCUAAUAGUAGUUUAGGAGCUUUUUAGCUGGUUGUGAUGCAGUGUUACUCUUUUUCCUGACCGGAUUUUCCUUAUCCGGGAUUUUCCUUACCCGAUGUUUUUUAAGGAAGAUUUUAAUGAGGCCACAAUUGUUAUAUCA